Molecule: messenger RNA, 2282 nt
Organism: Xenopus tropicalis (tropical clawed frog)
Lineage: Eukaryota; Metazoa; Chordata; Amphibia; Anura; Pipidae
Gene: thul16
Product: thyroid hormone up-regulated protein (gene 16)
Cellular component (GO): cytosol
Source: RefSeq, marked provisional
CACGCCCCCUCCCUGUCAGGCCCGCUGCCACUUGCCUGCUGCCGCUCCUACAAUAGAUCAUAUAAUACGGCGCCUGUUACACCAAAACAAGAUACUUUUAUUUAAUUCAAGAACUUAACUUCCGUGUAGGCUAUUUUAACUACAACCAUGUCUUUAUUCACAUAGAUUUUACGUGCCCGUCGCCAAACAUCAAACCCACUAACAAACCAUGCCUCUGUCAUUUUGCUAACUGAAACGCCAAUGCUGUCGAAGGACCAAUAGGAACCAAUCAUGCGCUUGCCAUGCGCAGCCAAACACGGCCGCAAGUGGGAGGGGUCAAAAUAAUAAACUUCCGGGUGAGGAGUGAAAUGUGUUCUUAUUGGCCCGCUUCUUGUUAUCUGGCAGAACCGAUUGGCGUAUGAUGUGGUGAUCCAUUUAUAUGGAAAACUUUUUUGACAAUUCGUUGUGCAGUAGAAUGGCCGCUAAGCUUUCCAUACAAUGUGACUGGGAUCAGGUGUUAAGGAAGGCUGAAGGAGAAGCCUGGAUAUCUUGCAAAGUUGCAGGAAAACCCAGCAUUUAUGGCAAUUUGAAAUGUCAGGGCAUUAGUGCUGAUGGAAACCCUGAACUCACCUCUUCUGAUGAGUUUGUUGUUCAUGAGAUCACAAAGAAGAGUAUUACUGUUUCCUGUCCUGGGCAGAAUAUUUCUGGCAAAUUUUUGUCUCCUUACACAAGCUUCUCAAGAGUUCACUCAAAAAAUGUAACCUGUUUGGAUAUCUCCUGUGGAGGAGCCCUUGGAGUUUCUACCAGUACUGAUCAGUCUAUGAAGAUCUGGCAGACCAAUAAUGGAGAAAUACGGAGAAUCUUGGAAGGUCAUGUCCAUGAUGUCUACUGCUGCAUGUUCUUUCCUUCAGGAAAGGUGGUCUUAAGUGGUGGGAUGGAUGCUCAGGUUAAAAUUUGGUCUGUGGAUGAUGGAAGCUGCCCAGUGACAUUAAGGGGGCAUAAAGGAGGUAUCCUUGACUUGGCUAUUGUGGAUCGUGGAAGGAAUGUAGUUACCUGUUCCCGAGACGGCACAGCCAGAUUAUGGGAUUGUGGCCAGGCUGCCUGCAUUUCUGUAGUUAACAAUUCUUCUGUUCCUAUCAAUGCCAUUGCUCUUGGAGCAGUUGAUAAUGCAGUCAAUCUGGGAUCUCCCAAGGAAGCCCCUAGUGACAGGGAAAUAGGGACAGAAGGGAAAUUAUUAAUCCUGGCUCGAGAGGAUAAAAUGUUGGAGGGAGUGAGUCUGCAGAGUCGUGAUUCUGUUUUUAUAUUUGAAGGGUCAGAUGUUUUUAAUUGCUGCACCUUUAUCUCCAGCGUGGGUCUCCUUGCUGGAGGGCAAGAUGGAAAUAUAUUCCAUUUGGAUGUCAGAAACCCAAAAACCCCAGUUGAGACAAUAUGCAGAACUGGCUCUCCAGUGUUGUCCCUAGUUCCCUUUAGAGAUGGCUACAUCGCAAGCCAUGGUGACGGAUCCUGUUUUAUAGCACAAGAUUUUGAUCAAGUUCUGCAGUUAACUGGGCCAGACUGUGAACCUGUGUAUCGGGUGGCUGCAUGGGAAAAGUUUGUUUAUACAUGCUGCAGGGAUGGAAUUAUUCGGAAAUAUCAACUGUCAGAUCUUUGAUGGAUUAACCAAUCAAACCAGAUGGGCCUGCAAGAUCGUAUUCUAGAAUCCACAUAUGAAGCCCCAGUAGCAAAGUGGAAGUUGGCGCUCCCAGUCCCUUGUAAAGGACUAAUCGUUUUGGAAUGUUGUACCAUGAGUAUUGAAAAUCUGGGUGGCUUAUAUGCAAUACAAUUUGCAAAUGACAAUGCUGGUUAACAUAAAACUUUAUUGACAUCUGUGGUUUAAAGCAGACAUGGUUCAGCAAGUGUACUAGGUGACCUCAUUUGAGGCAUCAGAUACUCUUGAGAAGCUGAAUCAACAUACAGGAUGUGGUAUAUGUAAUCAUCAGGGGCAAAAAAGGAAGAUGUAGUUACAAUCGUAUAAAUAAACAGGACCGUGCAUAGGUACAGAAUCCGGCUUUGUUCCCUGGCCUGUACAGUACAUGGCCACCUAAAAGUGGGGGACAUAAAUUAAAAUAAAGAGAACUGGAACAAGUCCAAUAUACAGUAAUCGUAAUAGAAAAUAAACUAUCAAUGACUGAUUUUGUUGCUAGCAUAACUGAUCUAUCUAUUGCUCUAGUAUUGUUCAUUUCAUUUUGGAAAUAGUCAGAGAAAAACCAAUCACUUCUGUAAAAGUUGCAUAAAGUUGACAUUAACAUUAAAAUGUAACAUUA